Messenger RNA from Saccostrea cuccullata (small rock oyster), 1011 nucleotides. Its product is annotated as melatonin receptor type 1C-like. Gene Ontology annotation, molecular function: G protein-coupled photoreceptor activity. Bases 1 to 1011 code for a protein of 336 amino acids. Gene Ontology annotation, biological process: phototransduction; cellular response to light stimulus; G protein-coupled receptor signaling pathway. The transcript has a single exon. Lineage: Eukaryota; Metazoa; Mollusca; Bivalvia; Ostreida; Ostreidae. Gene Ontology annotation, cellular component: plasma membrane. The record is from RefSeq and is a predicted model, not a curated record.
AUGGAGCCCGACUUUGGAGAGGAGCUUUCAAAAACAGCGGCACUGCUCUUUACGAUUAUAGUGAUUAUUUUACUAGUACUAGGAGUACCAUCAAAUACAUUGGUUCUUUGGACUCUCCUAAAAAUCAAACGUCUUCGACGAAAUCAAAAUUUUUUCGUAGGAAAUUUAGCGGUUUCUGAUUUUCUUAUUACAGCGUACCUGCUUCCUUUUAACCUGUUCUUUCUUCUCAACAAAGAUGCUGAGAUUCCCAGUGUGCUCUGUGAUAUGAAUGGAGUAUUUACACGACUUCUGUUCACCUCAUCUGUAUUUUCCGUGACAAUGAUAGCCAUGCAUCGUUACAUCAAAAUUUGUCACUAUACCUUUUACCCUCGAAUAUACACAAGGAAAACUGUUUUAGUGAUCAUUGGAGGCAUAUGGGUGAUUGGUCUUCUAUUCGCUAUGCCGUUUAUCUGGAUUGACCAUUCUCUUAUCUAUGAUCCAACAUUGCAAAUGUGUAUUUAUAACAGAUACGCCAGCAAACCUUCCUCCACCGCAUACUUCGUUAUAUGUCUAUAUGCUCCUGUCACUGUAACGAUUGUAUGUUACUAUAAGAUUAAUGCUCAUGUAAGAAAACACAAAAAUAAUCUUUCAGCCUGGAACAGCGGAUUUGGGCAUUCAAGAUUUAGGAACGACGUUCGUUCGACGAAAAUGACAUUUGUUGUUUUUGUAGUUUAUCUCGCAUUGUAUAGCCUAUUUGGGGUACUAGCUACAAUUUUGUAUAAACAUUCACAAGUCUCGGCUGAGGUUCACGCCACCUCUAUAUACAUGGCGUACGCAAACAGUUGUGUGAACGCUUACAUUUACGGCUUCCUGAAUAGAGACGUUUACAGGGCGUAUAAGGAAGCGCUAUGUUGUCGAAAGACAAGAAAAAUUCUGCACAGACAUGCCGUGGAACUUCAUAGGACAACUCAAACACCAAGCAUAAAAGCCCAGACCGCUUCCUCCUCCAUUAGUCAAUUCUUAGUGCUGUGA